CGGAUAUAGUGAAUGCAGGGUGCGGGGAGAUUAGAUAUAGUGAAUGCAGGGUCCGGAGAGAGCAGAUAUAGGAAAUGCAGGGUCCGGGGAGACCAGAUAUAGUGAAUGCAGGGUCCUGGGGAGACUGGAUAUAGUGAAUGCAGGGUCCGGGGAGAGCGGAUAUAGUGAGUGCAGGGUCCGGGGAGACCAGAUUUAGUGAAUGCAGGGGUCCGGGGAGAGCGGAUAUAGUGAAUGCAGGGUCCGGGGAGACCGGAUAUAGUGAAUGCAGGGUCCGGGGAGAGCGGAUAUAGUGAAUGCAGGGUCCGGGGAGAGCGGAUUUAGUGAAUGCGGGGUCCGGGGAGA
Staurois parvus is the source of this 342-nucleotide messenger RNA. The record is from the annotation of a GenBank genome assembly. Lineage: Eukaryota; Metazoa; Chordata; Amphibia; Anura; Ranidae.